Messenger RNA from Medicago truncatula (barrel medic), 2621 nucleotides. RefSeq names its product F-box protein MAX2. The coding region runs from base 228 to 2363 and encodes 711 amino acids. NCBI's taxonomy places the organism in Eukaryota, Viridiplantae, Streptophyta, Magnoliopsida, Fabales, Fabaceae. The record is from RefSeq and is a predicted model, not a curated record. Gene Ontology annotation, molecular function: protein binding. Gene Ontology annotation, cellular component: nucleus; SCF ubiquitin ligase complex. The transcript has a single exon. Gene Ontology annotation, biological process: SCF-dependent proteasomal ubiquitin-dependent protein catabolic process.
AUCAAGCAUAUGAUAUCAUCCUCUACCAUACACAAUACAAUAAAAUAAAAUAAAAAUGUAAUAAAAACAUUACUCUUUAUAACAUCUCAGAAACUGCCACAAAUAUCACUCACUAGAUUUCAUUGAUUGAUACUCAAUACCCCAAUCACCUUACCUCUAUAAAUUUCCUUCAUACAUAUUCCUAAAAAGAAGAAAGUAGUUAUUUUCGUGAGAAUUUCUUACCGGUGAUGGUAGGAAACAACUCAGCAACCACCGUCAGCCACCUACCGGAGGAGAUUUUAUCGAAAGUCUUCACCGGAAUAACUGACACACGAACUCGAAACUCACUCUCCUUAGUAUGUCAUAGCUUCUUCAAGUUAGAGAGAAAAACGCGAUUAUCCCUCACGCUCCGAGGAAACGCGCGUGACUUAUACAGAAUUCCAACUUCCUUCACGAACGUUACUCAUCUCGAUGUAUCACUUCUCUCGCCGUGGGGUCACGCGCUGUUCUGUUCACCUGCUGGUAAUGAUUCUCCGCUUCUAGCUCAACGGUUACGAAAUACUUUCCCGCGCGUGACUUCACUCACUGUCUACGUGCGUGACCCGCACACGCUUCACCUUCUUCUCUUCAACCACUGGCCGGAGCUUCGUGAUGUUCGGCUUGUUCGGUGGCAUCAACGGCCGCAGGGGUUGCAACCGGGGUCAGACUUCGACGCCUUGUUCUCACGGUGCCGAUCGAUUACUUCACUUGAUCUUUCAUCGUUCUAUCACUGGCCGGAGGAUCUUCCACCGGUUUUGGCGGAGAAUACUACCACAGCCGCCUCACUCCGUCGUUUGAAUCUCUUAACGACGUCGUUCACGGAGGGGUUCAAGUCUAACCAAAUCGAAUCCAUCACUUCAUCUUGCCCUAAUCUGGAACACUUUCUUGUUGCAUGCACUUUUGAUCCGAGAUACAUCGGUUUUGUCGGUGACGAAACUUUAUUGGCCGUCGCUUCUAAUUGUCCUAAGCUGAAACUUCUUCACAUGGCUGAUACGUCGUCGUUUUCGAAUCGGAGAGAGGAAGAAGGUGUAGAGGAUGCUAGGGUGAGUCGUGCCACGCUUGUAGCGUUGUUCACUGGGUUGCCUCUUCUGGAAGAAUUGGUGCUAGAUGUUUGUAAAAAUGUCACCGAGACUAGUUUUGCUUUGGAGAUGUUGAGUUCUAAAUGUCCUAAUUUGAAGGUUGUGAAGUUGGGUCAGUUUCAGGGGAUUUGUUUGGCAAUUGGGUCACGGCUUGACGGAAUUGCGCUUUGCCAUGGGCUUCAAUCGUUGUCUGUUAACACGUGUGGUGAUCUUGAUGAUAUGGGGUUGAUUGAGAUUGGGAGAGGGUGUUCACGGUUGGUGAGAUUUGAGAUUCAGGGUUGUAAGCUUGUUACUGAAAAAGGGUUGAGGACUAUGGCGUGUUUGCUUCGAAGGACUUUGAUUGAUGUUAAGGUUGCUUCAUGUGUCAACCUGGAUGCGGCUGCUACUCUUAGAGCUUUGGAGCCUAUUCGGGACCGGAUUGAGCGGCUUCACUUGGAUUGUAUAUGGAAAGAAAGUGAUAACUUCGGACAAGGUUUGUUCAACUUUGAUCUGAACACUUUGGAUGAACUGAACGGUUCAGAGUUAAUGGAUUGCUUUGGAGGUGAGGAAUGUGGAGAAGACACAAGCAUGAGGAAGAGGCAAAGGUGUGAGUAUGGAUUGGAGGCUGAUGAUUUGUUUGUGCAAAGCAAUGGCAAUGGUAACGGCAAUGGAUACUAUGGCUAUAGCUGGGAUAGGUUGGAGUAUCUUUCUCUUUGGAUAAAGGUUGGUGAACUUUUGACUCAGUUGCCAGUAGCAGGGUUGGAGGAUUGCCCCAAUCUAGAAGAGAUUCGUAUAAAAGUCGAAGGAGAUUGCAGAGGACAGCCCAAACCGGCAGUGCGCGAAUUUGGUUUGAGCAUUCUAGCUUGUUAUCCUCAGUUGUCAAAGAUGCAGCUGGAUUGUGGCGAUACAAAAGGUUAUGUAUACACAGCGCCUUCCGGCCAAUUGGAUUUGAGUUGGUGGGAGAGGUUCUUCCUUAAUGGGAUCGGUAGCUUGAGUCUAAAUGAACUUCAUUACUGGCCACCACAAGAUGAGGAUGUGAACCAGAGGAGUCUGUCUCUUCCAGCUGCUGGCCUGUUGCAAGAAUGCUAUACUUUGAGGAAGCUUUUCAUUCAUGGAACAACUCAUGAACACUUCAUGAACUACUUCCUCAAAAUACCAAAUCUGAGAGAUGUUCAGCUGAGAGAGGAUUACUAUCCAGCACCAGAGAAUGACAUGAGUACAGAGAUGAGGGUAGGAUCAUGCAUUCGCUUUGAAGAUGCGUUGAAUAGGCGUCAAAUAUGUGACUGAUCAAGUGUAAUGUUUGCUAGGAUGCAAUAAACAAGAGAAAAAAGAGGAUAGUUCUUAAGGCUAUAGGGCUUGUUAAUUGUUAUUGCCAAUUAUUAACAUCAAUUACGGCUUUGGUAGAUUAUUUGUCACUUUCCUCUUUUGACACCGUAAAAUCGUGGGACUCCAGUUGGAUUUUUGUUUGAGUCUCAAAUGUAACCAUUCUACCCUCGGCUAUUUUGUUAUUUUCGUGGAAUAAAUAUGCGCGAGAGAUUACAUGCA